CCCGGAGUAAAAUUUCUUCCUGUUAUCUUUAGUUGACUUGAAAACGUCCACGGGACACCAGUAACGACCAGAAAGGAGGAGUCCAUGGCCGCGAGAAUGUCGAAGAACAAACAGGGCGGUUUCAACCAGCUGAAGUGGUUCCUCCACUCACCGACAACUCGGUCGCUUAAAACCUUAGCCUACGAAGAGGUCCGAUCUUCAACAGACAAACACUACACUUCCACAGCUUUCAUUCUCCAUGGCCUCCUUGGAUCGGGUCGUAACUGGCGCUCCUUCUCUCGUAACCUCGCCGCCACUCUCUCCACCACUUCUCCUUCAUCCGAGUGGAGAAUGGUGCUGGUGGACUUGAGGAACCACGGGCAGUCAGUGGACAUAGAGGGACUGGCUCCGCCGCAUAACAUGGCUAAUGCUGCUAAUGAUUUGGCUAAUUUGGUCAAAGCGAAAGGUUGGGUUUGGCCUGAUGUUGUAAUUGGCCAUUCCUUAGGUGGUAAGGUCGCCUUGCACUUCACCCAGAGUUGUGCUCGUGGUGAAUAUGGUCAAUCCGCUGCAUUGCCCAAACAGCUGUGGGUAUUGGAUUCUGUUCCUGGAGAAGUGAAGUCUGAAAACAGUGAUGGUGAAGUAGAGAAAGUUCUGCAGACCUUGCAAAGUUUACCUUCACAAGUCCCAUCUCGAAAGUGGCUCGUGAACCACAUGAUUAAUCUUGGGUUCUCCAAAUCAUUGUCAGAGUGGAUCGGAAGCAACCUCAAGAAAUCUGGAGAGCAUGAGACAUGGGCCUUUAAUCUUGAAGGUGCUGUCCAGAUGUUUAAUUCUUACAGGGAGACUUCCUAUUGGCCUCUGUUGGAGCACCCUCCACUAGGGAUGGAGAUAGAUAUUGUACGAGCAGAGAAGAGUGACAGAUGGCAGCCAGAUACUAUUCAGCGGCUUGAAGGCCUUGCAAGUAGAGUAAGAGAUGGAACGGAGGGUAAAGUUUCCAUGCAUGUUCUUCCCAAUUCAGGCCAUUGGGUUCAUGUGGACAAUCCGAAAGGACUUCUUGAGAUUCUGGCUCCCAAUUUAGUCUCUAUUUAACCAUAUUUUAGUUUAACCAUCAGCAAAUAUAUAGAUAGCAUUUUCCCAUGUUGAUUUAAUAUCCUAUCUUUAUUUCAUCAUAAAUUCUUGUUCACCCUGCGUCAGGACUAGGUACUGAAUUUGUUGAAUGAUCUGGUGAGUUGCCUUUUUUUUAACAUCAAAUAUCUGUUCACUUUCUGGGUU
Pistacia vera is the source of this 1248-nucleotide messenger RNA. RefSeq names its product protein ABHD11-like. The coding region runs from base 85 to 1065 and encodes 326 amino acids. The transcript has 5 exons. The record is from RefSeq and is a predicted model, not a curated record. NCBI's taxonomy places the organism in Eukaryota, Viridiplantae, Streptophyta, Magnoliopsida, Sapindales, Anacardiaceae.